AUGGUGGAUAGGUCUUUCCUAAUGGCUGACUUGAUGAACUUGUUUAGAGGUUGGAGAUUAGGAAGGGAUGAGGUGACUGCAACUCAUUUGCAAUUUGCUGAUGACAUAAUCAUUCUUUGUGAGGAAGGUGAUAUAUCCAGUAUGAGGAAUCUAAAGGAAUUGGUGGAGGUUUUCCCAAGGAUAUCAGGAUUGAAAGAGGCAAUGAUGGAUGUGUCUGGUGUAGGUGUGGUGCCUUUGACGAAGACAAAGAGUGCGAAUAGAUCACAUGUUGUCCAUGUUACAAAGGUUUUCUCUCAGAUGAAGGAUGGUCUUGUUGGGGAAGUCCUGGCAACAAAUAUAAGAGGAUUUACAAAAGAAAAGGAUCAAGAUGCGUGGCUAGAAAUAUUCUGGCUUAUGGUAACAGAAUUUGAUGUGGUGGAUGUCUUAGAGAUUGUCAUGAAGCAUCAUACAUCAGAUAUUACCAGUAGGGCAAUGUCUCUGAUUGCUCUUUUGAAGCUCUCAUCUCGCUUUCCAUCUUGUUCAAAGAGGAUUAAGGAAAUAAUUGUUCAGCAGAAAGGAAAUUUUGUGCUAGAAUUGCAGCAGAGAGCUAUUGAAUUUAAUUCUAUUAUUGAAAAGCACAGGAAUAUCAGGUCUGCUUUGGUGGAACGAAUGCCAGUUUUGGACGAGGCAACUUAUGGUGGAAGAAGGGCUGGUUCUUUGCCAACAACUGUUUCAACCUCAAAGGGAGCUUCACUUAAUCUUCCAAAUGGAGUUACAAAACCCGCUGCAGCUCCUCUUAUUGAUUUACUUGACUUGGGUUCAGAUGAUGCUCCUGCACCUAGCUCUUCUGCUGGUGAUUUUCUCCAGGAUCUGCUUGGUGUAGAUUUGGCACCAGUUUCAUCAUUGCCAGGCACCAGCCAGGUUCCACCAAGUGGCACUGAUAUGCUACUAGAUCUUUUAUCAAUAGGAACAUCUCCUGUACAAGACAGUUUAUCAACAGUUGACAUAUUAUCCUCCAGUCAUGAUAGCAAAACAUCAGUUGCACCAUUGGAAGGAUUGACAUCACUUUCUUAUCCACUUUCCAAGCAAGUUUUCUCUCCCACAGAAGCUGCUUCAGUAGUGGACUUAUUAAAUGGAUUAACCCCAAAUUUUUCAACUCUAGGAGGCAAUGGUCCAGUUUAUCCAUCCAUAGUUGCAUUUCAGAGCAACUCCUUGAAGAUAAUGUUCAGCUUUUCAAAGCAGCCUGGAAAUCCACAGACUACAUUUAUCCUUGCUACUUUUACAAAUAUGUCAUCUAAUGCCUAUAUGGAUUUUGUUUUCCAGGCAGCAGUUCCAAAGUUUGUCCAACUGCACUUAGAUCCAGCCAGCAGUAAUACCCUACCUGCAAGUGGUAGUGAGUCGGUGACACAAAGUUUGCGUGUGACCAACAGUCAACAUGGACAGAAACCUCUAGCCAUGCGCAUACGAAUAGCUUACAAAGUGAACAACCAAGAUGUUCUUGAACAAGGACAAAUCAACAAUUUUCCAGCUGGUUUGUAAGGUUAAAGUCAGUCCUUGUGGGGAAACCUGUUGUUGCUCGUCUGAAAUGUGGGGUGCGGUGUUGGUUUCCAUAUUAAUUUUGCCCUAUGUAAAUUGUAGUAGUUAGCAUAAAUCCACAGAGGUUGUCUUUGGGCUUUGUCGAUAGUCAUUUUGGCUUUUUUUUUUCUUUUUUUUUUUUGGUGGUUUAUGUACAUUAUGAUCUCACAUUCUCAUGUUCCCAGAAGAGGAAGUCGUAGUACUUAUUUUUCUGAGCAAGACUGCAAGAGAAAGGGAAACUGGGAGAGGAGAAUUGUUCUC
Molecule: messenger RNA, 1815 nt
Organism: Nelumbo nucifera (sacred lotus)
Lineage: Eukaryota; Viridiplantae; Streptophyta; Magnoliopsida; Proteales; Nelumbonaceae
Source: RefSeq, a predicted model, not a curated record